Messenger RNA from Sungouiella intermedia, 1461 nucleotides. The record is from the annotation of a GenBank genome assembly. Lineage: Eukaryota; Fungi; Ascomycota; Pichiomycetes; Serinales; Metschnikowiaceae.
AUGCUUCGUAACUUGAAAAACAACUUCAGAAGCGUCAGACGGUUGGCCACCAACGCCGACCCUGCAGCCACCCCUAACCGUGUUCACGGCGGGUUGAAGGACCAGGACAGAAUCUUUCAGAAUGUCUACGGAACCUAUGGUCAUGACCUCAAGUCUGCCAUGAAAAUGGGAGACUGGUACAAGACGAAGGAGAUCAUUCUCAAAGGAGACAAGUGGAUCAUUGACGAGAUGAAGAAAUCCGGUUUGAGAGGCAGAGGAGGCGCCGGUUUUCCCUCUGGUCUUAAAUGGUCGUUCAUGAACCCUCCAGGAUGGGAAAAGAACCCGGGCCCAAGAUACUUGGUGGUUAACGCCGAUGAAGGUGAGCCUGGUACCUGUAAGGAUAGAGAAAUUAUCAGAAAAGACCCUCACAAGUUGGUGGAGGGAUGUUUGUUGGCUGGUAGAGGUAUGAACGCUACCGCAGCAUACAUUUACAUUAGAGGUGAGUUUUACAACGAAACGGUGAUUUUGCAGGAGGCAAUCAACGAGGCCUACAAGAGCGGGCUCAUUGGUAAGAACGCUUGCGGAUCCGGUUACGAUUUCGACAUCUACAUCCACCGUGGUAUGGGUGCUUAUAUCUGUGGAGAGGAAACCGCAUUGAUUGAGUCCAUCGAGGGUAAGGCCGGUAAGCCAAGAUUGAAGCCUCCUUUCCCUGCUGGUGUCGGUUUGUUCGGUAGACCCACCACCGUUGCCAAUGUGGAAACCGUUUCGGUUGCACCAACCAUUUUGAGAAGAGGAGGAGACUGGUUCGCUUCGUUUGGUCGUGAGAGAAACUCCGGAACCAAGUUGUUCUGCAUUUCUGGUCAUGUCAAUGAGCCAUGUACUGUGGAGGAAGAGAUGUCCAUUCCUUUGAAGGAGUUGUUGGAGAAGCACUGUGGAGGUAUCAAGGGUGGCUGGGACAACUUGUUGGGAGUCAUUCCUGGCGGAUGUUCGGUUCCUGUGAUGACCAAAGAACAGUGUGACCAUGCCUUGAUGGACUACGACUACUUGAGAGAUGAGGGUUCUGGUUUGGGAACUGCUGCUGUCAUUGUCAUGAACAAGCAGACCGACAUGAUCAGAGCCAUUCAGAGAUUCUCUGCCUUCUACAAGCACGAGUCUUGUGGUCAGUGUACACCAUGUAGAGAGGGAACCACUUGGUUGGCUAAGAUGAUGGAGAGAUUUGUCAAGGGUCAGGCCACCGAGAAAGAGAUUGACAUGAUCUUCGAGUUGACUAAAGAGGUUGAGGGCCACACCAUCUGUGCUUUGGGAGAUGCUGCCGCUUGGCCAAUUCAGGGUUUGAUCAAGUCGUUCAGACCCCUCAUGGUGGAGAGAAUCAACGAGUACACCGCCGCUCACGAGCCUAUUUCUCCUGGUGGAUGGGUCAAGGGAGGUAAGGUGUUGGAGGGAGUUGUUGUGGACAACCCACUCCCAGCCGCUCACCACUGA